Lycium barbarum (goji berry) is the source of this 1145-nucleotide messenger RNA. RefSeq lists its product as uncharacterized. The transcript is spliced from 4 exons. The record is from RefSeq and is a predicted model, not a curated record. NCBI's taxonomy places the organism in Eukaryota, Viridiplantae, Streptophyta, Magnoliopsida, Solanales, Solanaceae. Bases 376 to 864 code for a protein of 162 amino acids. Gene Ontology annotation, molecular function: DNA binding. Gene Ontology annotation, biological process: regulation of DNA-templated transcription.
GACUAGUGUAGGUCGUAAUAUUAUAUUAGAAGAUCUGGACGCUUUUCCCCUUUUUCCUCUCUUGUCUAUUCUCCACACAUGUUCCUCGAGCACAAAAUUUGAGUAAUUUUCGGGAGGGUCUACGGGAAAUAGUCCCUCUACCUCCUAAGGUAGGGGUCAGGUCCACGUACACUCUACCCUUCCUAGACCACACUUUGUGUGAUUUCACUGGAUUACCCAGUGAAACUUGCUGUGGAACUUGAAACUGCUGCACGGUUGAGGGCUUCUGUGACAAAAUAGAGGCGAAGCCAGGAUUUUGGGUUCUGAACUUGCCAUUGAACUUAUAGAUUGUCUUAGUUACUAAGUUUGCUAGCUACGCCCUUGGUGACAACAUUAAUGGCGGAUAAUUGGAUACCUACUAGAGGAUGGAUGUUUGACCCCAGCGAUACUGAAAUGCUUGAUAUUCUGGAAGAUUAUGCAACGGGACGAGCCAGCCCGCCUCAAGCUACAAUCAACUUUGCAGAUGUGUAUGGCGAUAUAAACCCAUCGGUCUUCUUUGCUCGUGCUGUCGGAGACCCUUCAAAUCCAACAGUCAAAUACUUCGUGACUACUACGAAGGAAAUAUCAGCAUCAAGGUUCUCGAAAAGUUUCUGGAAAGAAGACAGCCAACCUAUAGGCAUUAUUAAUGAAGCCACGGGUGAAAAAAGAGGUUUCAAGAAGCGCAUGAAGCUUCAGAUGGAUAAUAGCAGGUGGAUAAUGAUGGAGUAUUCAUUAAAUUCAAAUAUACCAGGAGUUCAAGAAGAUUUAAAAAAUGAAGUCAUCUGCCGAGUAAGGAGAAUUCCAACCAACAAUCCUGAGGCACAGGCCCAGGCCCAACAACAGUAAGAAACCCAAGCCCAGCAACAGCAAGAGGCCCAAGCCCAGCAACAACAGGAAGGAGAGCUGAUCAUUGACUUACAACUAAAGUUGUGAUUUGGUAGCAUAGGAUACGAUUUUCCCGAUAUACACAUUUUUGGUGACUAAGACAUCAUAUUGUACUACUGAUAUACGCUCUCCUGCCCAACUUGUCUGAUACACUUGGGAUUUCGAGAAUCAAACGAGCUUUUCUUUUAGCAUAAUUUUGUCAUAUGACUUUUGGAUGGUUAAUUAUUGUGACUUGUAGAACU